AUGGACAAUUUCUCAUCCUCUGAAUUCUCACAGGGGCCUUCGCAGUACUCCUCGAUGCCCACAUCCUCUCGAACGGAUCCCUCGAGCCUAGAAAACGGUGCGACGGCUGAAGAUUUCGCCACGGGCGAUAGCAGCUACGUCCCACGUCCCAAGCGCAUCGCUUGUGUGGUCUGCCGGCGCAGGAAAUUAAGAUGCGACGGGAAGCGACCAAGCUGUGGAACAUGCACGCGUUUGGGUCAUGAAUGUGCCUACGAUGAAGUGCGCAAGAAGAGUGGACCUAAGCGGGGGUACGUGAAGCAGCUGGAGGCCCGAUUAGCUCAGGUCGAAACGCUUCUUAAAGGCCAAGAUUCGGAUAGCGCGCCGCGCACUUCUCCCCCUCAACCUCAAGAACACACAUUCAAUGGAGCCUUCCAGGAUGAACCCGGUCUCGCCCUGCCAGAUCUCAGCAUACUUGAAAAUGACAUGGGUUCCGCGAUUCCCCCGGUAGCGAAUAGCUUGGACGCAUCCCAACCGAGCCAGUUCAACUUUCCAGAUACCAACAUCAAUAUUCCGAAUAAUAUCUCGAGCGAUUCUCAAUGGAACCUAAUCAGUUUGGGGUUGGAAGAACCUCUUCCGGCUCCGGACGUGAUUGAUGAACUGGAGACCAUCUUCUUUGAGAAAAUUUACCCAAUGAUGCCUAUCAUUCACCGUCCUCGAUAUUUUGCCAGUCUUAAUCUCGGGCUUAAUCUACGACCACCGAUAUGCUUGCGCUACAUAAUGUGGUGUCAUGCAGCAUCGGUUACAGACAAAUACUUUUUCUUGCAUACCCAUUUCUACCAAAGGGCUCGCAAGUAUGCGGAAACAGACGAAAUGAAAGGAUUCGGAGAGUCCAUCAUCAGUCUGGGGCAUUGUCAAACUUGGAUUCUCAUUGGCGCUUAUGAGUUCCGAAUGAUCUACUUCCCGCGCGCCUGGCUGAGUGUUGGUAAAGCCACGAGAUUGGCGCUCAUGAUGGGCCUCAACCGCUUAGACGGCUCAGGGAUUGAUGUGAAACAGUCCAUGCUUCCACCAAAAGAUUGGACAGAACGCGAAGAACGAAGAAGGGUGUUCUGGAUGGCAUUUUGCACUGAUCGAUAUGCAAGUAUUGGAACUGGAUGGCCAUUAGCUAUCGACGAGAACGAUAUCAUGACAAACCUCCCGGCCUCUGAAGAAUCAUUCAUAAAGAGCAAACCGCAACGCACACUUCGCCUGUCUGAUAUCAUCGGGGGCGAGGGCGUGUCUGCUUUGGCUCCAUUCGCCUGUGUAGUCCUGCUAGCAAAUCUCUUCGGCAGAAAUUUGACGCACAUUCAUCGGCCCCAGCCAACAGAUAAUGACCAUGAUCUCAAUGGCGACUUUUGGAAGAGACACCGGAGCCAUGAUAAUAUUCUCCUUCAUAUUGCACUCUCCCUACCUGAACACCUUCGACUUCCGUCUGGGACCGACGAUGUGAAUGUUAUUUUCGCCAACAUGAGUAUCCACACCUCAACAAUUUGCCUCCACCAAGCUGCAAUCUUCAAGGCAGAAAAGAACAGAAUGCCCAACCAAAUAAUCACCGAGAGCAAGCGCCGAUGUCUUGUGGCGGCGAACCAGAUUUCUAGCAUCAUGAAGAUGGUUAGCCAUGUUGAUUUGACUAUUUUGAAUCCCUUCAUGUCUUUCUGCCUCUACAUUUCAGCACGAGUGUUUGUGCAGUACAUUAAAUCUCGGCCUGACGAUUCGGCCGUUUAUUCUUCACUGCAAUUCAUUGUUGGGGCGCUGAAUGCAAUGAAAUCCAAGAACCCUUUGACUGAAUCCUUCCUGAUACAACUGGAUGUCGAUCUUGAAGGCACUGGAAUUCAAUCCCAGGUCUCAAAAACCAGCUCGGCAUAUAUUCAACAAGCAAUGCAGACCCAUUGCGGUGAUCAUGUUGAGUGUGGACCCAUUUACAAAAUUCGACAACAACAGCGAGAUGAGAUCCCCCAGGGAUCCUCGCAAGACUCCACCAACACCGGAAUUCCGAAUCAUCCCCCUCCUAAUACAUCGACAUCUCUUCCUAGUCGGCACAGAGAAUCAGCAAACAAUAACACGAAUCAUCCACCUACGGCUCUUGAUCAACCUCAGUACUUCUCCAACCAAAUGCGACAUUCCGGCCUCAAUGGUGAAACCGCCAUACCAGGAACUCUCAUUGAUAUUGACAUGGAUUUCUCGCCAGACUUCCUUGGAGAGAGGAACCCACCCUCCGAUCACCCAACGCCCUCCACGCUGAACUCAUCUUCAAACACAUCCUACUCAAUUUCGGGCACCGACAACCCGUCCCCUGGGAAGAAACAACAAAAUUCAGGAAUUACCCACUCUGGUCAAGGGUCAGGUCCCAUCCAUAUAUCUCCGACAAGCACAGAGUCGCCACAAAUUCCCGACAUCACGAGGUCUGGGCCGACUAGUGCAUUUGAUAUUCCUCCCGCGUGGGACCUACCCACACCAAACUCUGAUUUGUCCAAUGUGGACUUUAACGUCAACAUGAAUUCCCUGAGUGAGGCUCAAUGGGCACAGAUCUUGAACAAUAACGGUGGUCCGGCUGGAUGGGAUAGCUGGCGCCAAACAGGCGCGUAA
Messenger RNA from Penicillium verhagenii, 2601 nucleotides. Its product is annotated as putative C6 transcription factor Prf. The transcript has 6 exons. Gene Ontology annotation, biological process: regulation of DNA-templated transcription; DNA-templated transcription. Bases 1 to 2601 code for a protein of 866 amino acids. Gene Ontology annotation, molecular function: DNA-binding transcription factor activity, RNA polymerase II-specific; zinc ion binding; DNA binding. Gene Ontology annotation, cellular component: nucleus. Lineage: Eukaryota; Fungi; Ascomycota; Eurotiomycetes; Eurotiales; Aspergillaceae. The record is from RefSeq and is a predicted model, not a curated record.